Messenger RNA from Hemisphaericaspora subhashii, 618 nucleotides. It is a transcript of the gene FGR41, whose product is annotated as Fgr41p. NCBI's taxonomy places the organism in Eukaryota, Fungi, Ascomycota, Pichiomycetes, Serinales, Debaryomycetaceae. The transcript has a single exon. Bases 1 to 618 code for a protein of 205 amino acids. The record is from RefSeq and is a predicted model, not a curated record.
AUGAGAAUCAGCCAAAUCUUAGUAUCAUUAAUCUCAGCAUCAAUAAUGGCAGAUGCAUUAGCAUUACCAACUAAUUUAAAUAAAAGAGACGACAUUGAUGCUCACAUUAUUAAACGUAAAAAGACCAUCACAAGCACUUCAACUCAUUACGAAACUGUCAAUAUCCCAAGACAAACUUAUACUAACACAUUGGUAGCAACCAAAACGUCCACAGUUACCAGAUAUACAGCCACUAUAACUUCAACCGUAUAUGGCCCUGUCUCUAUUGCUGCUGCUCAAAAUAAUCAGAAUGAGGUCCAAAACUCAGAUCCAACCUCUCAAGCUCAAGAGGUUGCCAGUUCAAGCUCCUAUUAUGAUACCCCAGAGCCAACUCCUGAACCGAGCAGCAGUGCAUUAGCCCAACCUGCACCAAUAUCAAGUUCGGCUCCUACUACUACAUCUGCUCCAGAGGUUACUGGUCCUACAAGUAAUGAUUCUUGGGUUGUUGAAAAUGUGACAACGGUUACCUCUGAUGGGGUAUGUUAUGUUAAUUACGAUUAUUACUAUGAUUCAGACACCGUGGACGAAGAAACUAUUACCCUGACAUCUACCAUCAGUGUUACAAUUACCCAAAUGUAG